CAAUUUUUCAGAGCUGCCCUGUCCUCCUCCCGACUGAGAGCAUCCAUCCGCCAUCCUGCCAGCUGCUCUUCUUCAGCUGUGGGGAUCCGGCUGGGAGCAGACGACUUCGUUUUUUAUACAGCAGAUUUCCCUCACUAUGGGCUCCCUCACUGGUCUUCAUCGUGGGCUCUUGCUCAUCAUAGCAAGUGGAUGGGCUCUGGUGUCCAGUCACAGCAUACGCUCCCCAGACCAAGUAUCUGAGGCUGAUAUUCAGCGACUGCUGCAUGGAGUCAUGGAACAGCUGGGUAUAGCUCGGCCCAGGGUGGAGUACCCCGCUCAUCAGGCCACAAAUCUUGUGGGACCACAGAGUAUUGAAGGAGGUGCUCACGAAGGCCUUCAGCACUUAGGCCCUUAUGGAAAUAUUCCGAACAUUGUGGCGGAGCUGACUGGUGAUAACAUUCCCAAAGACUUCAGUGAAGAUCAGGGCUACCCAAAUCCACCCAAUCCAUGUCCGUUGGGAAAAACAGCUGAAGACGGAUGCCUGGAAAAUUCACCAGACACGGCGACGUUUAGUAGGGAAUACCAGCUUCAGCAGCACCUGUUUGAUCCCGAGCAUGACUAUCCAGCACUUGGCAAGUGGAACAAGGCGCUCCUUUAUGAGAAAAUGAAGGAAGGACCCAAGAGACGGAGGAGGAGUGUCAAUCCUUACUUGAUGGGGCAGAGAUUGGACAAUGUCGUGGCCAAGAAGUCAGUGCCGCACUUUUCAGAGGAGGACUCCAGUGUGAAGGAUUAGUUUGUUUCCCUUAGCGUUGGCAUAUGUCUUGUUGCCAUACCACCCUGUAUUUUCUUUACUACUGUUUUAUGCCCACCUCCUUGGUCUGUCUUUGGACCAUCACAGGAAAUGGCCUCACGCCACUUUCUGUUGCACUGUCCCGACUUACUGAUUUCCACCAAGUUUCUCUGAAGUGCAGUAUUCUAUGUAACAAAAAAGAAAAUAAAUGUAUUUCACCGUA
Molecule: messenger RNA, 992 nt
Organism: Polypterus senegalus (gray bichir)
Lineage: Eukaryota; Metazoa; Chordata; Cladistia; Polypteriformes; Polypteridae
Product: neuroendocrine protein 7B2
Exons: 6
Coding region: 137-772 (211 amino acids)
Biological process (GO): neuropeptide signaling pathway; regulation of hormone secretion
Cellular component (GO): secretory granule
Molecular function (GO): enzyme regulator activity
Source: RefSeq, a predicted model, not a curated record